Hibiscus syriacus is the source of this 1661-nucleotide messenger RNA. Its product is annotated as putative disease resistance protein RGA4. The record is from RefSeq and is a predicted model, not a curated record. The transcript has a single exon. Gene Ontology annotation, biological process: defense response to other organism. Lineage: Eukaryota; Viridiplantae; Streptophyta; Magnoliopsida; Malvales; Malvaceae. Bases 573 to 1661 code for a protein of 362 amino acids. Gene Ontology annotation, molecular function: ADP binding.
CACAAGUUUGACUGCAUUUAUCUGUGUUUCCCGCAAAUAUUCCUCUUUUUCUUGUCUAAAUCAUGGCCGGAUCCUUUGUAUUUAACGUUGUAGAAAAUACCAUUUCGAAACUAUGCGAGCUUGCUCUUCAAGAAAUUAUCCUAGCUUGUGGUGUUUGGGGGAACUUGAAAAGAUUGAACAGACGUUAACCACAAUCAAAGCGGUGCUUUUAGAUGCUGAAGAGAAACAGGCUCAUCAACAUGAACUACGGGUUUGGCUACAAAGGCUGAGGGACGCCUGUUACGACACAGAAGAUGUAUUGGAUGAAUUUGAGAUUGAAGCACUGAGGAAGCAAGUUCGGAAAGGGAGUAGCAUCGGACAGAAGGUAGGCUAUUUCCGUUCGAUUUCAUACUCACCUGCUUUCAGUGUUAAAAUGGCUCACAAGAUAAAAGAACUCCAACAGACCUUCCAUGAUCUUGGUGAGUUGAAAAAUAGAUUUCAUCUCACUGAGAUACAUGAUUACCCAAGGCAUGACCGGCGCUUCGACGGGGAGACCCACUCCUUCGUGCAAGCAUCGGAGGUAAUUGGAAGAAAUGAUGAGAAAAAAAAUUGUGAAUAUGUUAACGCAAGAUGAUCAAGCCGGUGAGGAAGACAUACCCGUCCUUGCCAUAGUUGGAUUAGGAGGUCUGGGGAAAACUGCUCUUGCCAAACUGGUUUUCAAUGAUAUAAGUGUGCAUAAUCACUUUGAGUUGAAACUCCGGGUGUGCGUUUCCGAAGAUUUUGAUGUUCAACAAGUAGUGCACAAAGUCCUUAAAGCCAUUAAAGCCGAAAAGGGUGGUGAUGGAGACCUUGGAAGCAUGAAUUUUCAACAAUUACGGGCGGCCUUGCGAGAGUGCUUGAAUGGUAAAAGGUAUUUGCUUAUUUUAGAUGAUGUCUGGAAUGAUGAUAACAAGAAAUGGGUUGAACUGAAACAGUUAUUACCCGGAGAAGCUACCGGAAGCAGAAUUCUUGUUACCACUCGAACCAAUAAAGUAGCAAAGAUCACAGGUACAGUCUCCCCUCACAAAUUGAAAGCUCUUCCUUCCUACGAAUCUUUAUCUUUGUUUCUCAAGUUUGCUUUCAAGAAAGGGGAAGAGAAACGACAUCCAAACCUUGUGGAAAUUGGGGAGCAAAUUGUCGAGAAAUGCAAAGGGGUUCCACUGCUACUGAAGACCUUGGGGAGUAUGCUUUUGUCCAAAACAUCAGAGCGGGAGUGGGAACUUGUGAAGAAUAGUGAGACUUGGAAAUUAAUGGAGAAAGAUGACGAAAUAGUUUAUGUUCUGAAACUAAGUUAUGAUCAACUGUCUCCUCGGUUGAAGCAAUGUUUUGCUUAUUGCUCACUCUUUCCCAAAGACUAUGAAUUUAUUGAGUUUGGUUUAAUCUCGUUUUGGAUGGCUCACGGUCUGCUUGAAUCAUCGUAUGAAAAUGAAAAUCCCUUUGAUAUUGGAAGGCAGUAUUUGAACGACCUGUUGGCACGAUCUCUUUUGGAAGAUUUUAAUGUGGCAUUUCUUUAUGGUGUAUUCAAAAUGCAUGAUCUUUUACAUGAUCUGGCGUUAUUGGUAGAAAAGAACGACUGUUGUUUGGUGAACUCUUUCAUGCCCCAAGUGUUCGGCAUGUGUGCCUCGAUCUCCUUGGUAAAUUAG